Batrachochytrium dendrobatidis JAM81 is the source of this 1131-nucleotide messenger RNA. RefSeq lists its product as uncharacterized. Lineage: Eukaryota; Fungi; Chytridiomycota; Chytridiomycetes; Rhizophydiales. The record is from RefSeq and is a predicted model, not a curated record. The transcript has a single exon. The coding region runs from base 1 to 1131 and encodes 376 amino acids.
AUGUUGGAACACACGUUCACCUCAUCACUUUCGACAUUAUCAUCAAUAUUCUCUGCUGUUGUAAUUUAUGGAGCCGGCACUGCGCUCGCAAAUACCAAAAAUUUCUAUCAGGGCAUCGCUGUAGGAAUUGCCUCUUCGGCCUUUCUUGCUCAACGUAUUGCAUUCAUGACUCUUGUGGAGAAUAUCCCAAACAUUGAUUGCGACGCAGCCAAUGGAACAUCCUAUGGAUUUUUGGUUGUGAUGCGGUUUGCGAUUCUCUGGGGAUUGUAUAUGCGAGCAACAGGUGCUAAUCGCAGUAUCAAGAGUCCAGUUCUCACCAUUCUUACUUGUAGUGCAGCACUUCUUGGCGCACUAUCUUCUUGCGUAGUUACCAUUCAAGGACUUAUGUCUCCUGACGUUCCAAACUCGUGCUCGCACCAACUCAACAAGUUGAUGACAUUUCUAAACAACCUUGUAUUUGUGAUUUCCCUAUCUAUCCUUACUAUUGUGGUAUCCAUUCCAAUCUUCAAAGCUCUUGCAGGCAUAGGCCGAACACCUCAGCAUUUAGGCCAGCUUCCCAUUUCGCGUGUGCAUCAACAGGCUCGCGUUCUUUCUCGCUUCCUCCGACUCAUUCCUAUUGCUCUGUGCGUCCUUCUCGGUAGCAUCAGCAUUCUUUCUUCUUUUAUAGAACAUCGGUUUCUCUUUUAUGCCUCGUUGGUAUUCUCCGACUUUUGCUCCAUUUGGCUGCUUCUGUUCCCUUUGGUGAUUAUGGCGGGCGAUAAUGGCGAUGCAAACAAUUCUAACAGUGGUUCGGCAAGUAGCAACGGGUACCCUACUUCUCCCACUAUGUUACGAUCACCCGCCAUGACACUUUCAUUUCGUCAAGGUAGCAGUAACAAUGGACACAUGUCUCCUUCAGCAACUCUUGUUUCUCCAUACUCGUUUAGCGACUCGCGCAUAACGAGUCUUGCACAAAAUGACAAAUCUAGCGUUUCAGCUCCGUCUCCACUUCAUCAAGCAUUUAUUUUAAAUAGUACGCGCAGAUCAUCGCCUACAUCGGCUGGUGUCGUACCGUACGAUAACCAGACUUGGAACCCUACUCAUACUUUUUUUGUCGCUCCAGAAAACAAAUUAAACGAGUUACCGUUUUAA